This is a messenger RNA of Fundulus heteroclitus (mummichog), 7590 nucleotides long. It is a transcript of the gene dlgap4a, whose product is annotated as discs, large (Drosophila) homolog-associated protein 4a. Lineage: Eukaryota; Metazoa; Chordata; Actinopteri; Cyprinodontiformes; Fundulidae. The record is from RefSeq and is a predicted model, not a curated record. Bases 518 to 3838 code for a protein of 1106 amino acids. The transcript has 12 exons. Gene Ontology annotation, molecular function: molecular adaptor activity. Gene Ontology annotation, cellular component: postsynaptic specialization; glutamatergic synapse. Gene Ontology annotation, biological process: signaling.
ACUCACAAUGAUUCAUCAACCGAGAUCUGGGCUCCGAUGAGUUCAUUUUCGGAGCCGAGUGUUCUGUCGUGGGCCCUCGGAUGCCCCCGCCCCCACCUCUCUCAUCCCGCGUCUCGACGGACCUGAACGCUGCCGCAGCCGCCGCCGCCGCCGCAGCAGCAGCAGCAGCAUCACCGGCGGCAGCCUCCAAACUGCGUUUCCCCACCGGCGCGAUGGAUCCCCGCGGAAACCGGUGAACUGCUGAGGCACGGCCGCUGGAGCACACCGGCGCGCAACAACCGGAGGGAUAAGAAGAGGACUAUUACGCGGCGAAUCCCGCUUGUUUACCAGACUGAUAGGUAGAUAGAAACAGCUGGCUUGACGCUGAUAUCACGGCAUGUCAGAGCUGGAUAACUAUUCCUGUGUGACCGACACCCAUCCGCAGUUGGUUACAGCGCGAUGAAAGAGGUGACGCCUGUCCAGGUCAAUGGACCCAAACUGAUUGGAAACAUGCUCUAAGCUCAACACAUCCGCUACCAUGAAAGGGUUAGGAGCCAGCCGCAGUCGCCACCUGUCGGACUCUUGUGAACCCGCGGGGUGCCCUCAGAAGCCUCUGUGCCCCCUGACAUCUGAUCCUCAUGGCUCCUUUCUGUUGAGCCCUACAAUAAACCACUAUGGCACUUUGGACCCGCAUCUCCAUCACUACACGCCCACCAGCCCCACCUCUCUGACCCCUGACUGUCUGCUGCCUUUCAGCCAGAUUCCCAACAGCAGCACCUUCCCUCGUCUGCAUUUCACCCCCCAGGCAGACCAGCUCGACUGCCCCCAGAGUUGCAUCGCCGGCGGGGGAGUCGGGCAGGGGGGCAGAGCCGGUCCUCUGUCCACCUCUCUGUCCAUGGGAAUGGGCUUGGGUCUGGGUCUGACCGGUGCUCCCAUGAUCACCAGUGGAUCUGCCACCAUCUCCUCUGCAGCGGCGGCUAAGAUGAACCGACUGCCGUCAAGCCUUCUGGAUCAGCUCGAGAGGCACCUGCCCCUGCAGCGUGAUGGCUUCAGCACGCUGCAGUUCCACAGAGGACGAAUGUCCAAGCAGCGCAGCGAGAGCCCGGGCCGGAUCCGCCACAUCAUGCACUCGGUGCAGAAAUUGUUCGCCAAGUCGCAGUCUUUAGAGAACUCCGGGAUGAAAGGCAGCCUAAAUUCAACAGCAGGUGGCGAGGAAGGUGGCAGACCGAGCCGCAGGAGCAAGAGCAAAGACAGGGCUAAGACUGAGGGAUCAAAACAGAGACCUAGACCUAAUACACUAGGCCUUUGGGGCUCAGAUGAUGCUCUGGACAGUGACACUACCAAAGCCGGCACUAUCGCUGUAGGUUACCGCAACCCGCUGAGUAUGAUGACUCUUGGCAGAGCGGUGUCAGACAGCCAGACCGCUCUCAGACAUAUUCCACAGGGCUACCACACAAUUUCUGCACAUUCUCUCAAAACCUCAAAAAGCAGCAGUGACCUCAAGUUCCUUGCAUGCCCAGCGAUGCAGGUUGGAGCCAGGGACGAGGAGCCAGGAAACAGGGGGAGCAAGGACGACAUGGCGGUGAAGCGGGGCACCUGGUCCACGCUCACCCUGAACCAGGCCAGGCAGGUGCUGCAGAAAGGCUCUGCGACGGUCAACAGGACUCUGCUUAAGACCAAGUCGUGCCACCAGGACCUGGCACAGCAGUUUCUUCAGGUUCCCCUGGACGACUGGACGGGAAGCUUGGGUCAAGGAAGAGCCAAGGGAACGGAGAUCCCGUGCAGAAGGAUGCGCAGCGGCAGCUAUGUGAAAGCCAUGGGAGACCCAGAGGACAGCGAGGAAUCUGAGGGAAGCCCCAAACCUUCCCCGAAGUCGGCAGCGCGCCGCCAGAGUUACCUGAAGGCCACCCAGUCCUCCCUGAGCGAGCAGCAGCAGCCACCACCACCUCCUCGCAAGUCUCGCUGCUACGCUCUCAUGCGGGAGGAUUUUCUGUGGUCUCCUCUGCAGAGUGCAUGCUCUAUGCAGCAUCUGAGCUCCCUGCCGUCCCUCAAAGAGCUGUCCACUAACCGGAGCCUUGAUAACCUGGACUGCCUGGUUAGCCCUGUGGAGGCUGCUCCACGCCACCGGAACAGUGAUUUCAACCAAUGCUCCAGCACACUGGGCAGAGGCUUGGGCACUCAGUGCGUCAGUCUGCACACGUUCUUUCAGGUAUUCGCUCAGGGCUGUGGACACUCGUUACCGUACUGUGAGGGGGAAUCAAAGGCAGUCGAGGCUCUGGACCUGCCGGCGCCCACGUGCUUCCGGUCUCGCAGCCACAGUUACCUGCGGGCAAUCCAGGCGGGCUGUUCCCAGGACGAAGACUCUGCUUCUGUGGACUCAGAAACACCACCACACACCGCUGUAGGCUACAGCUACAGCUCCAACACAAUCAGCAAUAGGAAGGCGCCUCCUCCGGUUCCACCCCGGUCCGCAUCCAAGCCUCUCAUCUCAGUGACGUUGCAGAGCAGCACAGAGUCGGCCCAGGACACAUACCUUGACCAACAAGACCGGGGAAGCGAGGCCAACAGCCAGUCGGGGCGCAGCAACUCGUCCGACAGCCUCUGUAGCAUACGCACGGGCAGCCUGUUAAAGAGGACCCAGCCUCCAAAAGCCUUGGUCUCGAUCAUAAGCCCCGCACCUCCUGCGGGCUCUGCACCCCCUGUUCCGGCCCCUCGUGAUCUCUCCUCUACCACCGUCGCAACCACCACCACCACCACCUCAACGUCUACCCAGUCCCAAAAUGACACCUUGAGCACCGGUGCCACCCUAGAGAAGCCCCCAACAGCAGCCAAGAGGAAACUCUCCUCUAUUGGAGUCCAGGUGGAUUGCCUUCUUCCACUCCCAAGAGAGGAGCCCUUACCCCUGUCUGCACCUUUAAAGUUCCAGUCGAUCGGCGUUCAAGUUGAAAACGGCAGGCCUCUCAGUCGGGAUAGCAGCAUGGCCUCCAGACAAAACACAGAGACUGAGCCUCAGCUGCAGGAUGCCACGCCCACAGAAAACGCAACCAAUUGCACCAACAGCCAGACUCUGAAUAGCACCACGACUAACGGACAGGACAAAGCCAUGGAACAGCAUCACCUUAAACACAUGUCAGCUCCGUCAAGGAUAUCCAACUCGCCUCCCGAGACGCUGGACCCGGCUUUAGACCCCUCCUCUCUGCCGCCUCCGGAUCCCAGCCUCGAGUCUGGAAACUGCAGCUCCCAGGGCGACGGGGUGCAACCGGGUACGCCGGCGUGCCUCCGAGACGGGAACUGGUUUCUGAAGCUGCUACAGGCGGAAACGGGCCGCAUGGAGGGCUGGUGUCAACAGAUGGAGCAGGAGACCAAAGACAACAAGCUCUCAGAGGAGGUGUUGGGGACAAUCCGCAGUGCAGUAGGAAGUGCUCAGCUUCUCAUUUCCCAGAAGUUUGAGCAGUUUAGAGGCCUCUGUAACGAGAAUCUGAACGUUAAUGCCAACCCGAGACCAACAGCACAGGACCUUGCGGGCUUCUGGGAUCUGCUGCAACUCUCAAUAGAAGACAUCAGCAUGAAGUUCGAUGAGCUCUACCAACUAAAAGCAAACAACUGGCAGCUUCCAGAGAAGCCGGAGAAGAAGGAUGAAAGCAAGCAGCUUCCAUCGUCUGUGCCAAAGAAGCCGUCCAAGCCCCGACUGUCAACAGGGAAGGACAGGAGCGGAGACUCGGCUGGGGACAAGCAGCGGCAAGAAGCCAGGAAGCGGUUGAUGGCGGCCAAAAAGGCGGCCUCGGUACGACAGAACUCCGCCACAGAAAGCGCUGACAGCAUCGAAAUCUACGUCCCCGAGGCCCAGACCCGCCUCUGAGAACGAGCCCGCUACCGCUGAUCAAAAGUUCAGACUCGCUGUCAGAUACUCGCUCGCGCAGAGCCGGUUCUGACAUGAGCGCACAGACGCACGGAGGCGGAUCUCUUUCUAGCAGCGCAGCUGAAGGAAAAGACGCGAGGAUCACAGAGCGCCGUAAUAAUCCAGACCGUGAUCCUGCCGCCUUUGGGACAGAGAAACCUUUACAGAUGUUUAAUACUAUUGUUAUUAAUGUUAUUAUAAUUAUCUCCUAAAAUAUUUCAAGACUGUCUUUAAUUGUGCGAGUACCUUGGAUUAGGACAUUCUGUACCUUGUGAACUGAGAAAUCUUGGUAUCCCAGAAGUUUUUCUUUCUAGGAGGAAAAAGAACAACAAAACAAAAAAAAACUCCCCUCACUGCUGAGUCUAGCGGCAAAUCGUGGCUGUGCGGUUUUUACGAGCGGCGCAAACCAUCCACACACACUCAGGACACACAAGCAGGUGUACUCACUGUCCACAGAGUCUUCCUGUUCUCUCUCUUUGUAUUUUGCGUGUGGCGCGAGCUCUUUACUGUGUGAGGAAUACACGAUGGCGGUCGAGACCGAAGAGAACCAGAAGGAAGGCAGUAGCAUAUAUUAUAAAUAACACUAUUACAAUGUUAAUUUUGUAAAUGUUGUAUACCAGAAUAAUUGUUAGAAAGAGGUCAGUGUUAAGCACCGAGUUAGUUUUUUAUAAAUCGAGUACAUUUGAUCAUGAUAUAUCGGCACCCGAUGCAAUCAUUCACUUUUGUCGUUUUCCCCCCCCCUCCCUCUAUUCCUCCCUUUCACCAACUUUCAUCACAAGCUGCCGGCUUCUGUUCAGUUUUCGAGUAGGGUUUAAGGAAUGAAUUGCUUAAUCGGUGAGCUACAGUGGAAUGUAUGAAUCGUGACUUGAUCACCGCACUUUCAGUUCACCACCGAUCAAGUUCGACCACCUUUUUUUUUUUUUUUUUUUUUUUUUUCCCCAAUCACUCUUAACUUUUCACUGCAUCCUGAUGGGAUGUGGGGGACCAAGACAUCACCUCUCAAUGUGGUAUUCCCGUUCAACCAAGCCGUGGUGCAAGCUGGGGGGAGGGGGGGCGGGGGGGCUUACUUGCUCCUAGAAAGGGAUCGAAAUAGGAAAGCAAUAAUCUUAAUUAUUUCAAACUAGUGUAAGCUGCAGGUGUCCAUUUUACAAAUUGCUUAAUCAAAGUUUAUCUUAAUGUGAAGGACAAAUGAGGUUCUCAAUGAACUGUGCUGUUGGACUGAAAAAUCUCAGGUUGAACACUUGAUAGUGAAACCACUAUAGGUUGAGUAUUUGCUUUGCGUUUAGAUCAGUGUUUUUUUAGUCCUGGUCCUCUGGUCCCGCUGUCCUGCUUGUUUUUAGGCGUUUCCUGACUUGAAUAAAUUGGUGAUGAAGAAGCCUCUGCAGCUCUUCGUGGCUGCUGAGGAACUAAUGCAAUCAUUUGGGUCAUCAGGUGUGCUAGAGGAGAGACGCAUCUAAAAAAAAAAAAUGUUUAGGGGGGUGUGUCCUGAGGACCAGGAUUGAAAACCAUUGGUUGAAAUGAAUUUGCCAGAUGCUCUGAAGCUUUAGAAAACACUCCUCCUGCAUCCGGACAUGAUCGUCAUUCCUCUGAGGGACCCCUCCCCCGCCAAGUGUGGUGCCGUUUUGUACAGUCUUAAGAUGACCAAUCUCAUGUCUUUAUUCUCAGUUGUUGCAUCAUGAUUUAUUUUGUUUGUUUGUUUAGAAUCAAAAACUGAGGUACAGUUGUUUCCCUUUAAGUUUUAAUGUAAUUUGAUAUAUUUUUGACUUUCAUCUUUAAUGAAAAAAAAAAAAAUUACAUCGACAUGUAAUUUUAAAUAAACAUCUGAAAUGCAAGACAUUUUCUUCUCCGGCAAGUUGGCAACUCUCAUUCCAGCUUCAUUUGGUCACUUUUAUUUAAAAUUUAAUUUAAAUGUGUUUUGAAUUCAGCUGCAUUUUUUUCCCCCCAUGUAUUUUGUGACAUGCCUUGUUUUUAUCGCAUUUUGAAUUGGAAGACUUUCUGAAAUAAAAACAAUAAAUUUAAGGACUUCACGAUUGGAGCGGGGUGUUGCAAAUGGUCCUUCAGACAUGCAGAUGGUGAGGGCCUAAAGUGCUACAAUCCAGCAAAUGGUUCUAAAUAAUAGGCUAGUGCUAUAUAUGUGAUUAAAUAAAAGUGUGAUAACUGUUUUUUUAAAAAUUGUAUCUUUAAAAUGCAUAUAAAUGUGUUUAGUUUACCAAAUCUCCAAUUAAAUGUGUUAUUUUCACUUGAAUUAAUUAUAAAAGCCGUAUAUAAUUUUGUAUUACCUGCACUGAUAGACCUUAUAUCUGACUGUGUUAAUCUUAUCUGGCUUUGACGGGUAAAUCUGACCAAUUAAAAUAAGUUCACGAUGUGCUGCAUGCGACUGUAAACUAAAUACCAAAAUAUCCUUUAACAUGUAAUGAAUUCAAAAUUUUAACGAGCUUUCCACAUUUGUAUAAUUUAUUAAUUGAAAUGUUUACAUUAUUAUCGGUCGUGCAUUUGCAAUUUUUUUUUUUUUAAACGAUCACAAAUAAUUUCUUUUUACAAGAAUUGUGGCACUUUUGGCCCUCGGUUUGUAGGUUGUCCAAUCUUUUCCCCAAGAGCUGGUUCUCCCCCUACUGGUCACUUGAUGUAAACACUCAAAACCUGUAUUUGCUCCUGAACAAGUGAACAAGCAAAGGAUGUUGAAGUGGGAAUGCUGAUACAGCGCUGCAUAAUCAGUUCUCCUGUUUGUAUGACAUCAACAUUGGACAUGUGCACCUCAUUGUCCAAAGAAAUCAUUAAACAUCCCUUUGCUACAUGUCCUGGUCAUCCUUCCUGCUGUCUUUUUCUUUUCUUUUUUUUCUUUUUUAAAUAACACUCAUUCAUGAUCCAGUGGUAAUAUUAGCUGUCUAGUUAAUAUUACUCCCAUAGUAAAUUAUAGGAAUCGCAGCAGAUCUUUUAUCGUUACUGUGUAAUCUCUGAAAGCAUGGCAUUUCUUUAAUAUAAGAUAUACAAAGAUUCUAACCAGUAAACUUUCAGUAUUCCUUUAAAUGGGUCUUGCAGAUGAUCUGUGUGAGGCAUUCAGGGUAUGGACAGUGUGCUGGCGUUCAGGACUGUGACGAAUGGUGGAAAGGCCUUUCUCUUUUGUUUUCCCUUCAUAUCAUCCUAGAGCCGGAUCCCUUUAUCUGCCCAUACACUGAGAGCGAGACCUCCGAUCAGGGAUCUUUAGACAGUUUACCAGUACUUCCCGAGUUUUUUAAGGGCUACAAAACGGACAAACGUUGACCUGGAAGGUGCAACUCCUGAGGUGCACUUUGCUGACGUGCUUUUCAGCCACCAUGUGAGCGAGGCAAUAUUUUUUCCGGCUAUGUGAUGAAUUUGUUUAUUGCAGCAGCUUGACGGACAGGAGCAAGAGGAUCAUAAAUACAGUGCAUUGUUACUACAGAACCUAUCCUUAGUGGCCUCCUCUCCCUGGCCACGUGUCUGUCCUCUCAGAGAGCCAGCUAGUCAAAUAAGCAAAAACUCUGUAGUUCCAGAUUCUGUUGUACUGAUGAGUAAUUUUACACAAGAAGCACAUAUCUUACACAUGAAGGGUUGUUUAACGUUACUGUGUGUUAGUUAGGACACUGUGAGCCUAGUUUCUUUCAAAGGUAAUAAGAAUUGUGAUUGCAAUGAUUUAUGUGGCAUAUUUUCUGUAUUACAUAAAGAUGUAGAAAUUAAAGAGGAAUGCCACUGAA